AAUCAUACCUUCUUCAUUCCUUCUCUUUCUCUCUCUUCUUUCUCUCUCUAACAUUCCAAGGCAAAAAAAACAAGGGGAGUUAAAAAAAAAGCUGUUUUUGUUCCCCUUACUUAAGGAAGCUAAGCAACAGUUACAAAAAAAAAAAUAGUACACAAGAGAAAAAAAAUAUGGAUCAUGAAGAAGGUAAAAGAAUGAUAAUGAAGGGUAUAUGGCCAAUAUGGGUAAAUGUAGUUAUACUUGUAGCAAUAACAGUUGCAGCAAAGUUAGUAGUUCAACUAUGGUGGAGACCAAGAAAAGUUACAAAACAUUUUUCAGAGCAAGGAAUUAAAGGUCCUCCUUAUAAUUUCUUCAUUGGAAAUAUGAAAGAAUUGGUAGAAUUGAUGCUUAAGGCUUCUUCUCAACCUAUGACUUUUUCACAUAAUAUACUUCCUAGAGUUCUUCCUUUCUACCAUCAUUGGAAGAAAAUUUAUGGUGCAACUUACCUAAUAUGGUUUGGACAAACUCCAAGGCUAACCAUAGCAGAUCCAGGUCAAAUAAGAGAGAUUUUCUCCACGAAAUCAGAAUUUUAUGAAAAAUAUGAAUCUCACCCACUUGUAAAAAAGCUUGAAGGUAAUGGUCUUAUAUCCCUCAAAGGAGAUAUUUGGUCUCAUCGUAGAAAGACCAUUACACCCAUCUUCCACCUCGAAAAUCUCAAAUUGAUGAUACCUAUAAUGGGAAAGAGUGUGGCCCAUAUGUUGGACAAGUGGUCCUUGAUGUGUAAGUCAGGGAAAGUUGAACUAGAAGUCUCAGAAUGGUUUCAAAAUUUGACAGAAGAGGUUAUUACAAGGACUAUUUUUGGGGGUAGUUAUGAUGAUGGCAAGAAAAUUUACCAAUUACAAGCUAAACAAAUUGUGUUUGCGGCCGAGUCCUUUCAAAAGGUGUUCAUCCCUGGAUACAGAUUCCUGCCAACGAAGAGGAACAGGACGACGUGGAAGUUAGACAGGGAGAUCGAGGCGUCAUUAAUGAAGCUGAUUAGUCAGAGAAAAAAGAGUCUUCUCGAAAAUCGAGAACGAGGAUUAUUGGAGGAGGUGGAGGAAGAAGAAGGAGAAGAAUGUUAUAGAGAUUUAUUGGAGGUUUUAAUAGAAGCAAGUAUAAACACAAAAAAAGAUAGUAGGAAAAUGAAGAUAAGUGAGUAUGAUAUAGUAGAAGAGUGUAAGAGCUUCUUUUUUGCUGGGAAACAUACAACUUCAAACUUGUUAAUAUGGACAAGUAUUCUCUUAGCAAUGCACCCUCAAUGGCAGCAAUUGGCACGUGAGGAAGUUAUGAGGGUGUGUGGAGCACGUGAUAUUCCAACCAAAGAUGAUGUUUCAAAUCUAAAGACGUUAACAAUGAUCAUAUAUGAAGUCCUAAGACUCUACCCACCAGUGGUAGCAACAAUCCGACGGGCUAAAAAGGAAGUAGACCUUGGAGGCCUAAACAUAAGAGAAGGAACCGAGCUCCUUGUCCCAAUCUUAGCCGUCCAUCAUGAUCCCACAAUAUGGGGCCCCGACGCCUCGGAGUUCAACCCAACCCGUUUCGCUCAAGGCGUGUCUCGGGCUGCUAAACACCCGACCGCUUACAUGCCAUUCGGGCUCGGGGGCCGCCAAUGUAUUGGACAAAACCUAGCAUUGUUGCAAGCCAAGUUAGCAAUAGCCAUGAUCUUGCAAAAGUUUACCUUUGAGCUAUCCCCCAAUUACAAGCAUGCACCCACUGUUUUAAUGCUCCUUUAUCCUCAAUUCGGAGCCCCGGUCAUAUUUCGGAGCUUGUAAGACCCAAGAUCCGACCCUAACGUACGUAUUUUUGAGUCCUACGUAUAAAAUCCCCACAUUACAUCAAACUUACAAAAACAUCUUGGCUCCACUUUCUUUGAUUUUUUUUCCCUACCCUCUUGUGAUUGUUUUGAUGAUUUGCUAACCCUUUUGUUACACUAAACCGUAUGUGAAAAAUCUAACAGUAGAACUUUUUUUUCAUUAACAUUUUGUGUCACUCAUUGUAAUUAAGUAUAUAUAUGUAUACAUUUGCUCCUGACUGACACAUUGUAAUAUAUGAUAAUUGUUGGAAAA
Beta vulgaris subsp. vulgaris (sugar beet) is the source of this 2081-nucleotide messenger RNA. RefSeq names its product cytochrome P450 734A1. Gene Ontology annotation, biological process: brassinosteroid metabolic process; brassinosteroid homeostasis. Lineage: Eukaryota; Viridiplantae; Streptophyta; Magnoliopsida; Caryophyllales; Amaranthaceae. Gene Ontology annotation, molecular function: heme binding; oxidoreductase activity, acting on paired donors, with incorporation or reduction of molecular oxygen; iron ion binding. Bases 168 to 1787 code for a protein of 539 amino acids. The record is from RefSeq and is a predicted model, not a curated record. The transcript is spliced from 5 exons.